This is a messenger RNA of Acanthopagrus latus (yellowfin seabream), 3092 nucleotides long. It is a transcript of the gene tmprss4a, whose product is annotated as transmembrane serine protease 4a. The record is from RefSeq and is a predicted model, not a curated record. Gene Ontology annotation, molecular function: serine-type endopeptidase activity; protein binding. Lineage: Eukaryota; Metazoa; Chordata; Actinopteri; Spariformes; Sparidae. Bases 374 to 1756 code for a protein of 460 amino acids. Gene Ontology annotation, biological process: proteolysis. Gene Ontology annotation, cellular component: membrane. The transcript has 13 exons.
AGGGCUCAAGAGUCAGGUUACCUGGAAUAGUUUUUGUUUUGUUUUGUCAGCAGGGCUUGGUCACUCAAAAACAACGCUCCCUCUGAAUCCGCAGAGCGUCGAAACACAACGCCGCACACCAGCCCCGUUUAUUACAGCCCUGGGGUUUUCAAAGAGGGGCAAGUCAGGCACCCUUCAAGCCAGAUUCGGUUACACAGCCAGAGAGAGAGAGAAAGAGGGAGAGAAUCAAGCCAGGUCUUUUAGUUGAAGUCAGUGGAGAGGACAAGUGAGUUUACAGGGGGAGUCCCACCUCCAGGGAGGGAGGGCAGUGUUUAGAUUGUGCCCCGUGUUGGAAGAAGUGCAUCUGGGCCUUACCAGGAAAGACAACUGCAUCAUGUGGACGAUCGCCCAGGUGCCUGAGGAAAGCGUUAAACCAUUGAAUCCCAGGCAACACGUGGUUCCACGGCCAGGCCGCCACAGAAGGCCCAUGACGGCUCCAAAGACUCAGAAAGACAAGGCGUCUAAGAGGAGGAGAGUUUUGCUGACUGUCUUGACAGUUGUGGUGUUGCUGGGCAUACUGGUCACCGCAGGAUACUUCAUCAAGAAGUUAAUUGACAGCAAGUAUUUCUUCUGCAAGCGCUCGGUGAGAUUCAUCCCAUUAGACCAAGCCUGUGACGGGAAAGCAGACUGUUCUGGAGGAGAGGAUGAAGUUACUUGCGUGUCAAGCUUUACGGCCAACGCUACCUUUCCAGUGCGCCUCAUGACAGCUCAGCGAGUCCUGCAGGUGUACAGUCCUGGCUCGGGCUGGCGCAGUGUGUGUGGUGAGGAGUGGACCCAGCAGCACACACAGACGGCAUGUAAACAGCUGGGAUACACAAAUAACCCUCGCAGCAGCACGGUCCUUGUGAGCACUUUAAUAGCUUCCAUGAAGACCGGACCAUUCACAGCUGUCAGGCCCGGGACCACAAACACACCAGUACAUCAGGCUACCACUGACCGAAGCGUGUGCAGAUCUGGAUCUGUGGUGUCUUUGUCCUGCUCAGAUUGCGGAGAGGUGGGCAAAGACGACCGCAUUGUCGGGGGCACGGACGCUCUCAUCGAGGACUGGCCCUGGCAGGUCAGCCUGCAGCAGGGAGGCCAGCAUGUGUGUGGAGGCUCCUUGGUGUCGCCACGCUGGGUUGCCACUGCCGCCCAUUGUUUCACUGGCAGCAAAAAGGAGCUGACUCGCUGGAGAGUGGUGUCAGGCCGGACAUUCAUGGGCACGCUGGGAGGCUCCUAUGUGGACAGGGUCGUACUGAACGGAAAUUAUGAUCCGGCCGGAAACGACUAUGAUAUCGCACUGAUGAGACUCAGCAGCCCGAUCUCAGUGGGAGAGAGCCGCAAGCCGGUUUGCCUACCUCCUAAAGACUUUGGGCUUAGUGCCGGAGCCACCAUGGCUGUGACUGGCUGGGGAUACCUCGAGGAAAAUGGUAAUGUCUCUCCUUCACUUCAGAAGGCUUCUAUCCCUCUGAUAGACCAGUCCACGUGUUCCAGCCCCUCGGUGUACGGCAGCUCCAUAACACCAAGGAUGAUCUGCGCGGGCUACCUGGAGGGGAAAGUGGAUGCUUGCCAGGGGGACAGCGGGGGUCCUUUGGUGCACUUCACCUCCUCUCAGUGGCAUCUGGUAGGAGUGGUAAGCUGGGGCGUCGGCUGUGCCCGGGAGAGAAGACCAGGAGUCUACUGCAACGUUGAAGAGAUGCUCAACUGGAUUCGUACAGUCAUUGAGAAAAACCCCUGAGCUCCGCCACCGCGACAAGCAGCCACUACAAGACCGCAGUCCAGCCCUGCGGACAGUCGGACAGACUGUGAAACUGAAAGAACUCUUUUGUUUCGGCGUGGUUGACAGGAGUUUUGAGGAAGAAGUAGAGAAACGGGGAAGUUGAAGCUCGAUCUCAGCAGCAGUGCAGAUGAACUGUCAAACACAGCCUUAUGCAAAAACACUGCACAACACACUCAGCACACACUAACUUAUUUUCCAGUGCGGUUUGUGUCAUUUCAGGUUCUUUUCUCAGGGUACAAGUACAUUAAUGUUUCGUGUUGCUGGUCAGUCUGGGACCUUUUUUUUUUUUUUUUUAGUUUUUUAUAGUGUUAUAAUUUGAUGGACCCAAUUCACUGAUCCGUGCCUUCUAUCAGAUGAAAAUAGAAUAUUUGAUCAAUGCCAAUGAUUCAACAUUAAGUGCACAAACUGUUUUAAGUGUGUUUAACUGUGAAGACCAGACUGGCAGACCUCAGACAUAAUGUACUUGAUUACUAUGUGUUUUGAUUUUCCGUGUGCAAUGAUAUACUAGGGUUCAUAUGGUGUCGAGAGGUAAAGGUAGACCUGUGCUAUGCUACAGCCAGCAGAGGUCAGUGUGAAGCCUCAGGUUAAUAUCGCCGAAUAUUGAAAAAAAAUAAAGCCAAGUCCAGGACUUGAAUGCAUACAUGGUGCUGAUUCAGUCCAUCUAAUCCGAGUCCAUUUUAAAGGGCGAAUGCACGGUUUUUUACAGCACAGACUUUCUGCUCACAGAUUGAUUCACAUGAGCACUUUAAGUGGAAAGUUACUUGACCUUACUGUGUGUGUAGUUGAUUCAAGUCAAAUACUGCGCUGAUGAAUUUCCAUAGUGCCUCAACAGUGAGUUCAUAUGGCACCACCUUCAGAAAAUUGUAGCAAUGGUGACUGAGUUUUCACCGCCACAGCUGAACAGAUGUAAAUGUUAUUUCCUAAAAAUGUAAAGGUAAGAGACAGGCAGUAAAAUGUACAUUCUGUGCACGCAGGCCAAACCCCUGUCAUUUUAAAGUAAUCAUCAGAUUCGUAGCAAAGUAAACAUAGUCAUCAACCUGUGUUUAUUUCUCAUUCUCAAAAGAGAAGUAUAAAUUGGCACUUCUGCUUUAAUAAAAAAAAAACAUAUUGUAUUAUACUGUAUCAUAUUAUGGGAUAGUUGGACAUGAAUGACAUUUCUUCUGAGGUUUGCAUAUAGUAUGGUGAGUGCCACGGUGAUUUUUAAUAUUACGAUUUGACUGUAAAUAUGGUACAUUUUGUUGAUUUUUAUAUGUAUGUAAAUAGGUUGUUUAUAUAAUAAAGACAUUCUUCUCUA